Messenger RNA from Mycotypha africana, 752 nucleotides. Its product is annotated as ribosome biogenesis protein SLX9-domain-containing protein. The record is from RefSeq and is a predicted model, not a curated record. Gene Ontology annotation, biological process: maturation of SSU-rRNA from tricistronic rRNA transcript (SSU-rRNA, 5.8S rRNA, LSU-rRNA). Lineage: Eukaryota; Fungi; Mucoromycota; Mucoromycetes; Mucorales; Mycotyphaceae. The coding region runs from base 103 to 663 and encodes 186 amino acids. Gene Ontology annotation, cellular component: preribosome, small subunit precursor; 90S preribosome; nucleolus. The transcript is spliced from 4 exons.
UAUAAUUCUUUUCCAGUCACUUCUAAUAAAGUUCGUGAAUUAAAUACAAAAAAAAAAGAAGAAAAAAUAUCCCUUCAUCCCAUUCUUGUGCAGUUCGACAUUAUGCCUAAAGCGACGAAAACAAGUAGAUCAAAGAAAGCAGCAGAGAGAACACCACUACGUAACAGAAAGUUUGCAGUGUCAGAGAAGGAAGUUUUAGAGAGAAUCGUUACCGAUGGAGAUCAAAUAACUACUGUUCCAGCUCAUUCUACUGAUACUUCCAGAAAGGAAGAGAAGAAGAAGGCUAGACAUGAAGCAUGGCUGGAAAAACUUGAUCAUUCUUAUGCCGUUAGGAAGAAAAUGCAGAAAAAAGAAAACCAAAAGAAAACAGGUUUGAAAGUCGAUCUGAGUGGGUUUGGCGAACUUUUGGAUGAGAUACAAGUGAGGCCAAAGUCAGAAGUCGAAAGUAAAGCCACACACGAAGCGAAACUUCACCAAAGCACAAAAAUACCUGCAAUACCCAGUAAUCAAAUUAAAUCAAAAAAGAAAAAGAAACAAGCAGAACUUCAAGAGAUUCUUCGUAUGCAAAAAGUGAUGCAACACGGAGCUUUCAAGCAGAACCCGUUGGCAACCAUUCGCCAGCAUGUACAAAACACUUUCACCCAAAAUCCCUCGUCUUCUUAAUUAGGCUGUUGUAUAUACUAUAUUCCAUUUUUAGAUUUUUUAAGUAACAAUGAAAAAUAAAACGAUCGUUAUUUAAGCUGAAAGCCGAG